AUGCCGCUCACCAUCCAAGCUGAAAGUCAUGCCCACCCGUUGACCCUCGUGCGGAGAUCUGUCUCUUUCACCUGCGAUGCUUGUGGAAAAGAAGGCAAAGGCAUGUUCUACUUAUGUGCUGUCUGCCCAUUCUUGGUCCACCUAGAAUGUGCUUCCUUCCCAUUGACUGUCAAACAUAUCCGUCACACCCACCCUCUCAACCUCACCAACUCUCUUGAGGUUCAUCAAUUUCAAUCCGACCAUAGACUUUGCGAACUCUGUGUUAAAAUUGUAGACAUAGACUACAUGCUUUAUUAUUGCUCAGCUUGUGAUUACGUUAACCAUCUUCAUUGUGCUACAAAUAAGCAACUUGAAGAUACGGAGGUGGGGCUUGAUGAAACCAUUGAUUCCUUUCCUUAUGUUGUCUUGAAAUCCAAAGUGGGAGAGGACAAAAUGGAAAAAGCCGUGGAAAUCAAACAUUUUAGUCAUGAGCAUGACUUAGAGCUUAUUGAUGAGCAACUUGAGAAUAAAGAAAAAUGUGAUGCAUGUGUGUCGUCUAUCUCCCUUCCCUUUUAUAGUUGUGUUCAAUGCAGAUUCUUUCUUCACAAAUCUUGUGUUGAAUUACCCAAAAAAAAGUCACACUCACUUCAUCGACAUACCCUCAUUCUCCUCCCAGAGAGACCUAAUGCUAGGUCAUUUGACUGUGAUGCUUGUAACCGCACUUGUAAUGGCUUCACCUACUGUUGUGACAAAUGUGAUUUCGACCUUGAUGUCCAUUGUAGUUUGAUACCUGACAAAAUUAACCAUGAUGGUCAUGAGCACCAACUUAUUCUCUCCAGCAAAUAUACAUCAUAUUUAGAUAAGUGCAGCUCUUGUGAUUUUAACAGAAAGGUAUUGUUUCGUUGUGCUGAUUGUGAAUUUACUCUGGAUUUCAAAUGCGCUACAUUGCCUCGUACCAUAAGAUACGGACCGUACGAACAGUCGUUCGUACUUUGUUAUAAAGAUGAAGAUAGUUCUAGUAAUGAAUAUUUUUGUGAUAUUUGUGAAGAAGAGCGGGAUCCGAAGAAGUGGUUCUACUAUUGUGCAGACCUCAAUUUUUCUGCUCAUCCCGAUUGCAUUCUUGGAGAACUUUCAUAUGUCAAGUCUAUGAGGCAUGAACAUCCCCUCAAAUUGGUUGACAAGAGCAAGGUCGCCGAUCGUCUAUGUGAUGAAUGUGGUAGUCUUUGUUAUGGCUUGACUUAUAAAUGUAUCAAUUGUAAUUUCAAUCUUCACAAGUGGUGCAUUCACAAGACUACAGAACAAACAAGACUGGCGAAGUUUGCCGGACAUGCAUGA
Molecule: messenger RNA, 1314 nt
Organism: Alnus glutinosa
Lineage: Eukaryota; Viridiplantae; Streptophyta; Magnoliopsida; Fagales; Betulaceae
Exons: 1
Coding region: 1-1314 (437 amino acids)
Source: RefSeq, a predicted model, not a curated record